AAUGUACCGGAAAACACGUCCCUUCAGUAUUUUGCAACUCGGGAUCAUACCGUUGUUUAAACUUUCAAAACGCUCACUUGAUUUAGGAACGGCACUUACAUGGGUACAAAUCAUUUUGGUGGGUACCUCGCGACACCGUUUCUCCAUCUGAUUGUUUCGCUCCUGUUGUUGCCAUCUGCACUAUACACAUUGAUUUCCGUCGCUGCAACUUCUAUGUGGUCCCGUAUUUGACACGUCUCGUAUGUGCGAUACCUAACAACGGUUACCUUCUACAAACAUGAUCCCUCAAGGUUGAACCGAAAUAAGCGAUGUAAAAGUAGUAACUUAUUUUCGAUGCACGAACGAUUUAUUUUCGCAGAGACAGACAAGAAACCUGACUUUGGACAAGUAAAGUGAAGGCGAAGAAGUUGCCUAGGAUGAUACACAAACCUGGAUCCCCCUGUGUGGGUUCGGCUAGAAAAAAGGAUAAACAUAACAGGAGGUCAAUUGCAAACAACUCUUCUUCCAUCCAACCAUCCCUUGUGUUCCGCAUCACCUAUGGUCAGGGAAAUGGCCCUUCACUUUUGAGAAGAACAUUUCUGGAAGCAGGCAUGUCCGAGUUCGAUCCGGAGCACCACAGCGAGAAUCAGUGGGAUCUGUGGUGGAAGGGCUUCCGGUUCAGAGAAUGUGAACUCGCUUUGCUCAAAACUUCUCAGCGUGUCAAUCACCAUCCAGCGCCACUUGGUAGGCAGACGGAUAUUACCAGAAAGGAUGGGCUGCUUCGAGCGAUUAGACACAUGUGUGUCACUUAUCCCAAGUGCUCUUCGUUACUGCUCUUCCCAACAACAUUCAAUUUGCCCAGGGAAGAACAUCGAUUUGUUUCUGCCUUUUGUCAACGGGCACGAUCAGCAAGAACUAAGUUGUGCAUUCAAAAUCAGCACACCAAAGGAGAAGAACUAUGCGACCGAUGUCUAGCGGAGGGUUGCACUGAGCUCGAACAUCAAACACAGAUGGAAUCGCUACCAUCCCAGAAUAUCUGGAUACUGAAACCAGCAGACAUGUCCAGAGGCCGAGGUGUUUUCGUCUUCAAUCAGCUAGAAGACCUUGUCUAUAUCAGCAAGUCGGUCGUCCAAAAGUACAUCUCCGAUGUUCUUCUAAUAGAAGGAUACAAAUUUGAUUUGCGGUUGUACGCCGUGGUGCCAUCGUAUUCUCCCUUCAUUGUGUACAUUUGCACUGAGGGACUUAUCCGUUUUGCAACGGAGCCCUACAAUUUGAGUGACUUGAAGAACGUGUACUCUCACCUCACAAACUCUUCCAUCAAUAUCAGUGGACCAGGAUACUCGAUAGACAAGACCGGCAUCGGACUUGGAUGCAAAUGGACCAUUGGGCAAUUCCGCCAGUGGAUGGCAGACAGAAACAUCAACGAUCGUUUUCUGUGGAUAAGAAUUCAAGCUCUUAUCAUACUCACGUUGCUCAGUCAGGCCUCCGAAACACCAAAAGUCCCAAAUGCUUACGAGCUCUUAGGAUUUGACAUCCUAGUGGACAGUCAUCUACGACCUUGGUUACUGGAGGUAAAUGCUAAUCCAUCUUUGUCAAACCAGUGUAUGGUGGACGAAGUUGUGAAGAAACCGCUCCUGAACUCGAUACUGGAGAUGCUACGAUUAGAACAAUCGCCGAUGGGUUAUGCAGAUGAGAGGGUUCUCUACUCCGCCUCACUGCGCACGCAUAUGUUCCCGAACAAAUCUUACAAGGACGACGCAAAGAAGGAUCCGAUUGGGCAUGCGCAAAGGGAGCCUGCAAGUCAUCGUGAAGGAGCAGAGAAGAGCGCAUUAACUCAGGAGCUGCUGAGUUCCUUAGGUCACGGGGAAUCGGAUUUGAGUAUUCCCCGCGCAGAUCAAGCAAUGAAUAAUCAUUGGUUCAAAGGCGGUACGAGCUACUCAUUGCUGGACUUCAAAUCACCGUCUACUGACAACAGGCGUAACAGAAAUGGAGUAUCAUUUUCCAUCGGAUCGGUUAGAGAUGCACCGUUUAUGUUGAAUUCCAUCAAUGCUUCCACGGAUAAGCAGUUAGUCUCAAACAGAUCAUGGUUGGAUGCGAAUGAGUAUUCACAAGAGACGUGUCCACUCUAUGGACCUGGCUCCGAGUGGUUACUUCCGGAGCUCACAUCUCUUCGCAUACGGUUCUCCAGUUCGCUGGAAAUGAACAUACAGAUGAAUAAGCUUGCCAGGCAGCGCAACUGUUCACCAUCAAGUUUAAGCAGCAAAUCCACCAUAAACAGAUUAAGUGAGUCAAAAAAUGACUUCAACUGCCAUUUUGCUUGCGAGAACUGGCUGAUUCAGGAGAAGAGCAGAGCCGGCCACAAAAUCAUUCCCCAUGCGUUUGGGCAGCUGAAGCUAGCAUUUCCAUUUAACCUCAUCGCGCGAAUCGCAUGUGCCAAAGAACGUGGUGGAUAUCCUGAUCAGAGACUCAUCGUACAGCAAGUUGGUCGGUUGGUGCAGUAUUACGCUAGACUGACCAAAGGAACAGCACCUAGCACGGACUACAGUGUGAUCGACAUCCCGGAGAUUUGGGAAGUCCGGCAGUGAUGACAUCCGAGGACAGUUUACAUUUUACUCCUACGAUUUUAUUUACUUUCGUCGGUUCGAACCAGAACCAGUGGACAACGGAGUCUGGUGCCAAAUUAGAAUUCAGCAACGCCAUCAACUCUUUUACUCCAUACAAUCUGACUAAAACGGUCAGCGCACAUUGUGUUGUCAAAAGGCACAGAUUUCCGUGCUGUCUGUUUAUCUCUGUCUACAGAUUUUCCUACACCAAUUAUUGUCUAGUUUAUUUUGGGAUUGACUCCUCCAUGUUUUCCGUAUUUAAAUCGCCUGCAUAACUA
Molecule: messenger RNA, 2860 nt
Organism: Dicrocoelium dendriticum
Lineage: Eukaryota; Metazoa; Platyhelminthes; Trematoda; Plagiorchiida; Dicrocoeliidae
Source: the annotation of a GenBank genome assembly